Messenger RNA from Brachypodium distachyon (stiff brome), 3310 nucleotides. Its product is annotated as extra-large guanine nucleotide-binding protein 3. Lineage: Eukaryota; Viridiplantae; Streptophyta; Magnoliopsida; Poales; Poaceae. Gene Ontology annotation, cellular component: heterotrimeric G-protein complex. The coding region runs from base 509 to 3082 and encodes 857 amino acids. Gene Ontology annotation, biological process: adenylate cyclase-modulating G protein-coupled receptor signaling pathway. The transcript has 9 exons. Gene Ontology annotation, molecular function: guanyl nucleotide binding; G protein-coupled receptor binding; GTPase activity. The record is from RefSeq and is a predicted model, not a curated record.
GUCUGAAACUAACCCUCGUCAUCUCUCACCUUCUCCUUCCCCCAUCCCCACCCAAGAAAACGAGAGGAAAAAAUCGCGCCUUUUUUUUAUUUCAGUUUCGGAGGAUUGGUGAGUGGAACCUAGCAGGUAGUCCGUAGUACUAGUAAUUUUGAGCGCGUGGUUGGUGGCAGUCGUCUUGCUUGUUGGUCCAAUUGCACGGUCAUUGUUUCCCGGCGGCUACUCGUUCAAAGAAUCGACCGAUUUGGGUUCCUGGUUGACCACGGAGAGGGAGGGAGCCAGUCAGUCGUCGGGGCCACGGGGGCGGUCUUGAUGAUGGCUGGUUGGUGGUGGGAACAAGAGCAACAACGUCGGGCUUUGACCGUCGUCGAGCCCAACCGAGGCGGCGGCGGAGGCAGCGACAGCGAGAAACUCCUCGCCCGGCGGUGAGGAGACGACUUUGGAGUCGGAGAGGGUUUCGCGCGGCAGGUGUUCGACGGAUUGCCGCGGGGGAAGGAAGGAAGGGGGAUCGAUGGCGGGCGGAGGAGGAGGGGCCAACUGGGAGGUGAUGGUGAGGCGGAUGCUCCCGCCGGGGACCGCCAUCCCCGAGGCGCCGGCCAACCUCGACUACUCCAUCGCGCUCGAGUAUGACGGCCCGCCCGUGUCCUACGAGGUCCCGAGGAUCGACCCGGUGGACAUGGCCGCGGUGCCCACGGCCGAGCCGGUGUCUGGUACCCAUCCGCUCGGGAACGGCAGGGCGGUCCCCGUGGCGCCGGUCUUCAGGCCGGCGUCCCGGUUGCGUGCUCAGCCGCUGCCGCCGCCGCCUGCGCAGGUUAGGAGAAGCUCGGAGUCAGCCAAUUCGGCGUCCUCUGGUGACGAUGGGUCCCGCUCGGUGUCUCAUGAGUUUGCGCGGAGCGUCCAGUCGGAGGGCGGCAGGCCUGCUGCGCCGGAGGGGAGGAAGUCUCAUGUGGUGACCUUUGGGUUGGCGGAGGAUAGCAAGUAUGAUGAUGAGAGCAUGGAGCUCGAGGAUAGCAGGUCGGAGCAGUUUGUCGCGGUGACCAGGAAGGAGAAGAGGGGGAGGACCUGCAACCGGUGCGGGAAGAGGAAGUGGGAGAGCAAGGAGGCGUGCAUUGUUUGCGACAAGAGGUAUUGCAGCUACUGCCUGCUCAGAGCUAUGGGGUCGAUGCCAGAAGGCCGCAAGUGUAUCACUUGCAUUGGCCAGCCCAUCGAUGAGUCCAAGCGGUCGAAGCUAGGGAAGAGCUCGAGGAUCUUAUCACGCUUGCUCAGCGCGCUGGAAGUAAGGCAGAUCUUGAAAGCCGAGAAGGAGUGCCAGGCAAACCAGCUACGUCCUGAGCAACUUAUCGUAAAUGGCUGCCCUCUCUGUCAAGAAGAGAUGUCUGAGUUGCUCAAUUGUCCACGGCCUCCUCAAAAUCUGAAACCUGGAAGAUAUUGGUACGACAAGGAGUCAGGCUUGUGGGGAAAGGCAGGGGAAAAGCCAAACAGGAUGAUCAGCACUAACCUGAACUUCAAUGGAAAGAUUCAGCCCAAUGCCAGUAAUGGCAACACUCAGGUUUAUAUGAAUGGAAGGGAAAUUACCAGUAUUGAACUGAAAAUUUUGAAGAUCGCACAAGUUCAAUGUCCCCGUGAUACUCACUUUUGGGUUUAUCACGAUGGAGGCUACGAGGAAGAAGGCCAAAAUAACAUCAAAGGAAAAAUAUGGCAGUCGCCUAUCACACGUUUUGCGUGUGCCUUGGUUUCACUGCCGGUGCCUCCUGCAAACUCUGUUGGGCCCAAAGACGAUGAUCCUUAUUCAGCAAGAACAGUGCCUGGUUACUUUGACCAGAAAAGAAUGCAAAAACUUCUUGUUCUUGGGUCACCUGGAGCUGGAACAAGCACCAUAUUUAAGCAGGCUAAGUUACUAUAUGGAACUAGAUUUACCGAAGAAGAACUUGACAAUAUCAAACUAAUGAUCCAAAGCAACAUGUUCAAAUACCUUGGGAUUCUGCUGGAGGGUCGGGAGCGCUUUGAGGAAGAGGCUUUGGCUAUAUCACAUAACCCGAACUCAGAGGAUGAGGAUGCCCAAGAAGAUGGAAACAAAUCGAGUGGUUCAAAUUCUUGCAUAUACUCGAUAAAUGCAAAGCUGAAGAAGUUCUCUGAUUGGCUUUUGGACAUCAUAGCAAUGGGAGACCUAGAUGCUUUCUUCCCUGCAGCUACACGUGAAUAUGCUCCAGUUGUUGAUGAGAUGUGGAAGGAUCCUGCUAUACAAGCAACAUAUAGAAGAAAGGACGAAUUACAUUUUCUCCCUGAUGUUGCUGAAUAUUUCUUGAGCAGGGCGAUUGAAGUAUCGAGCAAUGAGUAUGAGCCUUCAGAGAAAGAUGUUAUAUAUGCUGAAGGAGUAUCACAGGGGAAUGGAUUGGCCUUUAUCGAGUUCACUCUGGACGAACGGAGCCCUAUGUCAGAACUCUAUGGUGACAGCCAUGAACCUAGCUCUCAACCAGUAAACAAAUAUCAGCUGAUUAGAGUAAGUGCCAAGGGCAUGAACGAGGGCUGUAAAUGGGUGGAAAUGUUUGAGGAUGUCCGCGCGGUGAUAUUCUCUGUAGCACUCAGCGACUAUGACCAGCUGGGAGCCCCUGCUUCUGGUGGCAGUAGGCGCCUCCUGAAUAAGAUGAUUCAGAGCAGGGACCUGUUUGAGGCCACAAUCAGGCAACCAUGCUUCAAGGACACGCCGUUCAUCCUGGUGCUGAACAAGUUUGACCUCUUCGAGGAGAAGAUCGGGCGGUCCCCGCUGUCCGCGUGCGAGUGGUUCACUGACUUUGGCCCGCUGCGCACCCACAACAACAACCAGUCUUUGGCGCACCAGGCGUUCUACUACGUGGCGAUGAAGUUCAAGGACCUAUACGCGGCACACACUAACCGGAAGCUGUUCGUGUGGCAAGCGCGCGCCCGGGACCGGCCAACCGUCGACGAGGCCUUCCGGUACAUCCGGGAGGUGCUCAAGUGGGAGGAGGAGAAGGACGAGGGGUACUACCCGGAGGAGUCCUUCUACAGCACCACUGAGCUCAGCUCCUCCCGCCUCAUCGUCACCUCGGCUGCUCCUCCCGCCUGAAUCGAUCAUUCAGGGCAGAGUGACACGUCCCAUCCUGCCAGUGCUAUUGUUCAAGCUGGAGAGCAAAUAUAGAGAUUGUUGCUACUAACUGUACAGUAUUGCUGUGUUGUGUAACUAAUUCUACUGUUAGCUAAGCGAACGUUUCAGAAUGUGAACAAUGCUGCCUGCCAUUGUUGUGUAUAUAUAUAUCUCUACUGCUAUAAAGCCCGUUGUUAUGUAUUUAGUUUA